This is a messenger RNA of Porites evermanni, 357 nucleotides long. NCBI's taxonomy places the organism in Eukaryota, Metazoa, Cnidaria, Anthozoa, Scleractinia, Poritidae. The record is from the annotation of a GenBank genome assembly.
AUAUUCAUCAUUCUGAAUCUCGCAGCUUUCCUUUUCAUCCUGGCAGCUUACAUUUUCAUUAUACUCACGGUCUUUAAAUCACAACGGAGAAUCACCUCAAACGGAGAAUCCAAUACCAGCCUCAACAGAGAGUCGACGCUCGCACGGAGAGUGUUCGCCAUCAUCUUAACUGACUUCAGUUGCUGGGUCCCUGUAGUAAUCCUGAGCAUUCUUGCUCUCUUUGGUAAAUUCAAAGAUCCUGACGGGACGGUUUAUGUGUGGUUUGCUGUUUUUGUUCUGCCAAUCAACUCCUCUGUUAAUCCAGUUCUAUACACGUUUUCAACGCCGAAGGUACUUGUUAAACACCCACAAAGUUGA